Naegleria gruberi is the source of this 2916-nucleotide messenger RNA. RefSeq lists its product as uncharacterized. Gene Ontology annotation, molecular function: protein binding. The transcript has a single exon. The coding region runs from base 1 to 2802 and encodes 933 amino acids. Lineage: Eukaryota; Heterolobosea; Eutetramitea; Acrasida; Naegleriidae. The record is from RefSeq and is a predicted model, not a curated record.
AUGACCGAACAUGAUCAUCAUGAAGAAGAGAACAAACAUGCUACUAGUUUACCGACAGGUUCCAUAGAAUUGGAUGAAGUCAUAACAACAAUUUCAACGACAAAUAAUCAAUUGCAACAAACUUCUAAUAACCAUUCCGAAAAUUCAUCAUCAAAUCAUUCUUCAACAACCUCUACAACAACUCGGAAUCACCCUAACCUUCCGGAAAUAAUAAUUCCAAAGAAUGAAGAUAUUAUCGUAGCCAUUUCCAAACAUCAUACCUCUCCAAAUUCUCACCAUAUUCCCAAUAAUAAUACAUCUACAGAUAUUGUCUUUGAGGAUAAUGGUGAAUCCAAUACUAGUUUUAUGAAUACAGAAGAUGAUAUAAUUUCAGAUUCAACACAAGAGGAAAACCUCUAUGAUGAUAUUGUUCUAUCAAAUCCGACCCAACCAAACUCUGCGCGAUCCAAUAGUAACAAUAGUACGGCAACAACAACAAGUAGUAACCAACCCUCUCCUCUUCAACAAUUAAACAUUCAGCCCCAUCAUCAAAUACAGGAUGGUAGAGUUUCUCCCUCUGCAAAUCCCUAUCCGACAAGUUCUAAUUCAUCAAUUAAACAACAACAUUCGGUAAUCACGACUCCAUCUCCUCCUUCGAUUCCUUUUUCAUCAGCUGCUACAAGACACCAUGUAAAUAAUAAUACACCAACAUCAUCACUACACAAACAUACCACCACUACACCAACCGUAAAUAUAUCAAGACAUUAUAGUGGCACCAGUAACAAAUCUGAUAUUAUCAGUAUUGAAUCAUCUUACUCUGAAACUUCGAGUUACAAAGCUAAAAGACAUAGAGAAAGGAAUAUACAAUACCAAACCAAUACUGUAUCUGAAAGGUCAAACAAUUCUCAUAGACAAUCCAAAUUACCUCCCUCUCUCAUUUCUGAUUUUACACCAAAUAGAAACUCUCUAGUAAGGUUUCAAGAAGAUAAUAUCAUUGAUAAUAAUUUACAUCAUCAAAUUUCCAAGAGACUCACAUCCUCUCCAAGGGCUGAAGAUGAUCAAAGAAUGAUUGCAAGCAAUUUCUUCACCAAUGCCUCAGUGCCUAAUCUUUUAUCAAUUGGAAGUAAUAUUUUCUUUUCUGGAAACAAGACCUCUACUGUCACAAGUAAUAAUGUAGACAAGUAUAAGGAUACUACAAAUGUUCUAAGCUUACCAGAUAAUAUUAUGCUGCACAUUUUCUCAUUUGUUGGAAUUCAAUAUGCAGAGGAUAACAAUUACAACAUGCUCUGUAAGAGGUGGUAUGUCUUGUUGUGCUUGGAUUAUUUGUGGAAGGAGAGAUACUUUAAUUUUUUCAAUUCGAGAUCAAUUCAAGCAAAUCCAAUGCUUCUUUCAUAUUCUAAAGAUUUUGAUUUUCCUCAAAGAAGCAAAUUUAGAUAUAAUUUAAUCUUAUUGAGAAAGAAGAAGCACCUCCUCAAGCAACGUCUUCUAUCUCAAAACAGACACGAAAAAUCAAGAAGAUACUUCCUAUUCAACUCAUUUGUAUUGAAUCCAUUAGUUGCAAUAAUAUGUUUCAUGAUUUCCACUGUAGUGUUUGGCCUACAAGAGGAUGGUGUAAUUCCAAAGAAUGAUAGAAAUACUUUACUCUUUGUUUUUUUGCCUUUCUUCACAUCAUUCCUGUUUUCCAUUGUUGGAAAUGUUUCACUUGGUUUGAGAGAGACCAUUUUCUGCAAGAAUGGAUUUUAUGACAUUUCUCACUUUAUCCAUUUUCUUGUUAUUGUACUCGGACAGUACACAUUCUAUUUUUGCUCUUUACUGUUUGGUUUAAAGUGGUUUUGGUUUAAAACCUCUUUAUGGACUUCCUUCUCCAUUCCAUGCCUUUGUAUCUAUAUCAUGUUUGUUGGAUUUUGCUUUGCAUAUAUUUUGCAUAAGUAUGUCAAAAGAAGAAUUCAAUUCCAAGAUAUGAGAAAGGAUAGACCCAACCUGAGUGUAAAUAGUCCUGAAUACUUUUAUUUUGCUUAUAGACUGAGAUCUCAUAAGAGAAGAGAAUUCUACUCAAAAGCCAAAUAUAUUGCACAACCAUACGAUGAUGAUUUUAUAGAGUUGAGUGAAGAUGAAGAUAUGGGAAAUGAUACAGAUGAGGAUCUUGAGGAUACUUUUGAUGACUCUACUGCAUUUGAUGAUGAAACUGAAACAACAUCAAGAAAAACUGAUGAAAUGGUUUCAACACCAAAGACCAGGGAAAGAAAGAAAGAGACAGCCAAGCUUUCUGUCUUUAAAGAGUUUGAUAAUCAAAUGCAUAUUCAAGAUAUUACUGACAUAUCCACACUUACCAUUAUUGUAUUUAUAUUUCUCAUACUAUUUAUGGUAGGAUUGGAGAUGAUUCUGGUACCCCUCAAAAUUGAUGGGAUUAUUGUAUCUUCUUGGAGUUCUGUGUUUGUACCUCUAUGGAUAGUAAUGUUCAUUCUUUUAUGUGGAUUGCCGUCGUGGAUAACAUGGGAAAUUUGCACCAAAACCAAUUUAGACAAGAAAACAAUAAGCACUUCAGUGGAUGUCAUUACUGAAGAAUUUUCAAAGGCAACCACCAAAAAUAAGAAUGACCCAGAAAGAUACCAACGAGCAUAUUAUUCGUUUGUUGCAUGUCCAUGGUGUUUUACCAUUCCAUUGUUUGUUGCUUUGGUUGUUCUUGCAGCCACUCUUGAUGGAGCCAACAUUCCAUAUGUUGUUUCCUGUGCAUUAUUUGCAUUUUGUGAGUUUGUAAUUGGUGGCCUUUACUUGAUGAUUGUUAUACCUUAUACUCUAGCACACAACGUUUGGGAUGUUUGAGAUUCUUUAUUUGCCAAAUCCAAAUGAAAUUCAAAAUAUCCUCCGUCAAAAUAAAUUUAAAAAUGACAAGUGAAUCUCAAUUUAAGUAAGAGAGAAUAAAGGGAUUGAAAUCAU